GAAUAAGCAGAUCCUAUCUUGUUGCAUAUCUGAAGCAUCCCUGGUGCCGUGAAAAGCUUCCCAUGGUUCGCUGUGCCGGGUGGGUAGAUUAACUUGAUGCCUGUCCUGGAACAUGAUGACAGAGUCAACUGAGAAUACAGCAACAACCUACAUGAGUUACUGCAGUCAGUCAAGACUACGUCAACACCGUUGGUGCCUCCGCACCCAGCUCCGUCAUCUGAGCGAACCGAGUCAGGCGCCCUAUGGUUGUCAUCCUCGACCCGUCCGAAAUCAUCCUCUCAAUUGGGAUGAGCCAGCGCAAACACAUUCACCGUACGAUAACCACACCACCAGGGAAUCACCCCAGCCACGCACCACAAAGGCCCAUCGAGGUGUGAAAGCAUCACGAAAAUCCACUCCUAAGGCUGAAACACAGGCGCGUGUUACUCUGGACGCGUCGGGCCUCCCUCCACCCAAUCACAGCGCCCCCUCCGUCGAGAUGUCAACCAAUCGCGAAAGUCCACUUAUAGGGCUGUUCCACUGCUACAAGGUGUCUGGGACGUGUUGACAGGGGUGUAACGCGAAGGGGGCCAAUCGCAGUGUCUGGUCUGGCGGGAUGUCAACUGAUCGCGAAAAUCCACCUUUAGGGCUGAGCUCCGCUGCGGACGUGUUGGCUGGGACGCGGUGAGACAUUCACUGUCGCGUGGUUCCGUGGGGGUGGUCUGGAUCUUAUCUGAUGGUGUUGCCGGUUGAGGUGCGGUUGUUCGCUGGGUGGUAGGUGGUGGUAACUUGGGUUUCCAGGUACUGUACCAGGUGGUGGUGAAAUGAUGACUUCAAUGAGCAUAGCGGAGAGGAAAGAAGUGGCGAUGGACCGGGGAAUAGAGAAGUUGAGGGGGGGAGAGGCGCGGAAGAGGGAGAAGACCAUGGUGAAGUGAUGGGAACGAAACCAGUUCAUUCUCUCAGUGCAAGGUGACUAGGUUGUUUCACUUGGCCGCGGGUGGCAGUUGCAACCUUCCCUUCAGUUGCUUGUCUGCACAUAUCAUAUUGAGCU
Aspergillus brunneoviolaceus CBS 621.78 is the source of this 1030-nucleotide messenger RNA. RefSeq lists its product as uncharacterized. Bases 113 to 547 code for a protein of 144 amino acids. The transcript has a single exon. The record is from RefSeq and is a predicted model, not a curated record. Lineage: Eukaryota; Fungi; Ascomycota; Eurotiomycetes; Eurotiales; Aspergillaceae.